Messenger RNA from Pollicipes pollicipes, 3909 nucleotides. Its product is annotated as calcium permeable stress-gated cation channel 1. Gene Ontology annotation, cellular component: plasma membrane. NCBI's taxonomy places the organism in Eukaryota, Metazoa, Arthropoda, Thecostraca, Pollicipedomorpha, Pollicipedidae. Bases 161 to 2743 code for a protein of 860 amino acids. The record is from RefSeq and is a predicted model, not a curated record. The transcript is spliced from 18 exons. Gene Ontology annotation, molecular function: calcium-activated cation channel activity.
GGGGUGACGUGUGGCGAGGUUGUGGACUUCGGGGGUCGGAUUAAAUUACCCCUUCCUGAACGGCUUGUUGCCUGCUGGGAGAGUAUCAAGGUGCCCAGUCCCACGACUGUUACACCAACCUUCUACUUAAGGGUCGUCGUUCGGCCCGCGCCCGCCGGCCAUGGCCGCCGCCACCGCCUCCCCGGAGCUCGACCUCGUCACGGACAACGUGACGGCGGCGCCCGCCGACUGGCUCAGCAACAACAUCACCUGCAACCAGUACAUCCGGCACAACACCACCUUCAUGAUCUACGGCGGCUACGAGGGCGUGCCGCUCAACCUGGGCGCCAACGUCCUCGGCUGGCUGGGCCUGAUCCUGCUAUUCUCCCUGCUGCGUAAGAGCGCCUGGAACUACGGCCGACUGGCUCUGGUGCACAAGAACGAGCGCAGAAUGCUACUUAACCCCUUCUCCAAGGGCACCUACAACAUAUGGACGCAACUCUUCUACGGCAACGAGGAGGCCAUGGGCCGGUUGCGGAUGAACGACGAGUCCUUCCACAACAUGGACUCCAGCAUCCUGGUCGACCGGGGCUUCUUCUCCUGGAUUGUCGCUAUAUUCAAAAUCAAGGAUGACGAUAUCCUGCGCAAGUGCGGCUCGGAUGCGGUGCAGUACCUGUCGUUCCAGCGGCACAUCAUGGUCUACCUCUCCAUCGUCACCCUCAUCUCCAUCGGCAUCGUGCUGCCCGUCAACUUCCAGGGCAAGCUGGAGGGCAAGGAGAAGGACUUCGGCCAUACGACCAUUACCAACCUCGACCCAUCCUCGGCGUGGCUGUGGCUGCACGUCAGCCUGUCGGUGCUGUUCCUGCCGCUGGGCGUGUACAUCAUGCGCCGCUUCUCGUCGCAGCUGAACAUCAGCGGCGACGACACGUCGGCCGUGUCGCGCACGCUCAUGAUCACCAGCAUCCCGCGCCAGGCGUGCAACCGCAACAGCCUGCUCAAGCACUUCCAGGAGGCGUACCCGAUGGUGGGCCUGCAGGACAUCCAGUUCUCCUACAACAUCAGCCGGCUGAUGGAGCUGGACCAGCAGCGGGACGCCAUGUUCCAGGCGCGGCUGUACGCCGACGAGUACCUGGCCAGCACCGGCGACCGGCUGGCUAUCCGGCCGUACGUCUGCGGCCACUUCUGCUGCUGCUGCUCUCUCUGCGGCUGCGUCGAGGUGGACGCCAUCCAGCACUACUCGCGCGAGGAGAGCAGGCUGAGCCGCCAGGUGGAGAUCGAGAAGGCCACCGCCCUCAACCAGCCGCUCGGCAUCGCCUUCAUCACCUUCAGGAGCAAGGAGAUGGCCUCCCGCGUGCUGAACGAGCACGCUCUGCUGCUGGGCUGCCGGUGCCGCCAGAACCCGCCCGCCUCCAGCAUGAGCGCCCUGCUCAAGCCGUACCGCUGGCAGGUGCAGGUGGCGCCGCCGCCCGAGGACAUCUACUGGCAAAACCUGAACCACUCGUCCUUCUGGUGGUACUUCCGCUCGUUCUUCAUCAACAUCAUCCUGUUCCUGGUGCUGUUCUUCAUGACCACGCCUGUGAUCGUGGUCAACUCGGUCGACGUCGUGUCGCUGACGGACCGGGUCAAGGCCAUGAGCUCGCUGGUGUCGGAGUUCUUGCCGACGCUGCUGCUCUGGACGAUCGCCGCCCUGAUGCCCGUGCUGGUGGCCUUCUCCGACCGCUUCCUCUUCCACUGGACGCGCUCCUCUGAGAACUACUCGGUCAUGGUCAAGACUUUCAUCUUCCUGCUCUUCAUGGUGCUCAUUCUGCCGUCGCUCGGUCUCACCAGUGCGCGCGCCUUCGUCGAGUGGGCGGUGCAGACGCAGAACCAGACGUACCGCUGGGAGUGCGUCUUCCUGCCCGACAACGGCGCCUUCUUCGUCAACUACGUCAUCACGUCGGCCUUCAUCGGCACCGCGCUCGAGAUCAUCCGCUUCCCCGAGCUGUUCGUGUACGCCCUGCGCAUGUGCAUGGCCAGGUCGCAGGCGGAGAUCGCCAGCGUACGCGCGGCCGUGCUGUGGGAGUUCCCGUUCGGCAUCCAGUACGGCUGGGUGCUGCUCAUCUUCGCCAUGACGGUGGUGUACUCGCUGCUCUGCCCGCUCAUCACGCCGUUCGGCCUGGUCUACAUGAUCCUGAAGCACCUGGUCGACAAGCACAACCUGUACUUCGCCUACGGCGCGUCGCGCAUCAAGAAGCGCAUUCACGUGACCGCCAUUAACUUCGUCAUCCUGUCGAUCGUGCUGACGCAGCUGUGCCUCUUCCUCUUCUCGUACAUCCGGCGCGGCAUGCGCGACAUCGCCAUCUACUCGCUGAUCGGCCUCAGCGCCACGCUGGCCAUCUUCCUCUCGCACGUGCUCUUCCACUGGUUCGAGCAGUGCAGCCCCAUCCGAUACACGAGCAUGGAGCCGACUCCGUCAGAAGAGAGCGGUGUCAGCAGCGGCGAAGAGUCGCCGCCGCAGCGUCCGUUCGUGCCCGUUGUGCUACAGCGCGCGCCCCAAGUCCGGGUCAGGGACACAGGCGACGUGUACUCCUACCCGACGGCGGGCCCGGCGCGGAGUCCGCCCGAGCUUCGGCGCCGCUCGUACGGCUCCAACCAGGACCCGUCGUCGGCCAGCGACACGCCGCCCGCCGGCGAGCACGAGCUGUACCAGAACUACAACCAGGAGAAGCCGCCGCCGGAGGAGGUGCCCUUGGAGGCGCGGCCGGCCGGCGACCAGGAGGUAUGAGCGGCGGCCGAACGUCGCCGGCCGCCGGUCGCCAGUGGCCGGGCGCACAGCCAGCGAUGCGCGGAGGCUCUGUCUGUCGGGGCUCACCCGCUCACCUGCGUCGGAGGCAUUUGACCGGCGGCGAGCGAGCAGUAUUCGUUACUGGCGAGCCUGGAGUGUAUCGCUUGUGGAGCUGGUGCAGAAAAGCGUGUCUGAAUGUCUGUCUGCGCGCGUGAACGGUCUAAAGCAGGUUCACAGGGCCGAUUGGGCCGUCCUGUUCACCGAGUUCCUCACCAGAGUCAUAUUGUAACAGUUGGCCGCAACUUCUAUUGCGGGAUCGCCGAUCCGUGGGGUGCCGCCUCCGCCGAUGUUUCGGAACAUCCCGACAAUGUCGCUCGGCGCCCUGGCCACGCACCACCCUCCGGUCUUACCCGACUGUGCGCUGCUGUGUAACCCUGGGGAUACGGGCCGGCCCGCCAGUGUGGCCCGCCUCCGGGGGAGAAGGGGACAUCGGGCACACCUCCCACCGUAGUAAUUUAACGUAGUCAACGGGAAAAGUGGCGGAUAGACGCAGGGUGGUGACUCUAGGUCGUUUGUCGGGAGAAGCGGUCGGCUGAUCGGAUCAUGACCCCGCCGCGCUCGGGGGCAAAUGAGCGCGCGACUCAGGGCGCGACCCUCCCUCCGUCACUCCUUCGCAUGAAGUAGUGCACUCACUGAGAGCAUAAGGUACUUGUUGACAGAUCACGGGCCGUUGGUUCGCUCCUUGCCGACACUCGCGUUCCAAACCUGACUAACUGCGCGUCUAUCCCGUUUCGACCCUAACCCUUGGUCCACCCCCCCCCCCCUUUGCCAGCUAAUGAAGGUAGUCUUCGGAUGACAUUAACAUCUUAAUUGACAUUGACAGACAUGGAACGUCUUUCCUUUGUCGCUAAAUUCGCCAUAGUCUCUGGGUUUUGCCUGAGCUACUAAAAAGACGCCCCCCCCCCCCCCCCCUCUCGCGCUUCACACCACGCGACGCUGUUUCCCAGACGUAGACCUCGACAUCGAGCGCGGUCCUGGCGGCGGUAGCCACCGCUCCUUACACACCGUCACGUCAGCGCUCGUGACGGCCACGACACAGCCGGCAGCGUGUCGGUAGAUCAGGCGUUUGCGCAGCGGAGCUUCGUCUUGGCAACUGUGUGCCGCUA